GUGGGUGCGCGUUAGCAGUUCGGUCAGCCAAAAUGCUGGCAAAAAUAUUCACUACAGUUAAAUACACUUUGGUAGCAGUUAACUUUCUAUUUCUGAUAACGGGAAUCAUCAUUUUGUCUGUGGGCAGUUCGGUACAGUCCGCUUACAAUGGCUACCAUGAGUUCCUCUCUGAGAGGUUCUUUUCGCUCCCCGCGUUCUGCAUCGCGACUGGAGUCAUCAUAUUCCUGAUUUCCUUCGCUGGAUUCUAUGGCGCCUUUAUGGAGAACUAUUAUAUUAUUAUGGCGUUCGUCGUAUCCAUGUUGCUGAUGUUUAUAUUCCAACUUUCUGCGUGUAUCGGCGGAUACGUACUGCGAGGGAACACUGUCGCCCUGGUGCAGAAACAACUCCUUAGCACCAUGCAGUUGUAUGACGCGAAGAAGAACUUGCCAGUCACCGUACUGUGGGAUGAAGUACAAAGAGACUUCUCUUGCUGCGGUGUUGUCAGUCCGAGUGAUUGGCUCACUCCCCUCGAUACUAACGCCUCACAAGGCGUGCCGGUCAGUUGCUGCUCGCACGUCUGGGGCACCAUCAACACGUUCACGUGCAACACCACAGAUGCCUUCCAAUCAGGCUGCGCGGAGGCAUUCGGAAACUGGGUGCAGAAACACGUCGGCGCUAUUGGGAUAUCGGGCAUCGUUUUAGUAUUAAUGCAGGCUAUGGCAGUAGCGGGCGCGGUUUGGCUCGCAAAUAUAACGAGACAGGAACGGGAGUUUCCGUAAUAAGUUAUGGCUAAAUAAUAUAU
Molecule: messenger RNA, 781 nt
Organism: Pararge aegeria (speckled wood butterfly)
Lineage: Eukaryota; Metazoa; Arthropoda; Insecta; Lepidoptera; Nymphalidae
Product: CD63 antigen-like
Exons: 5
Coding region: 33-758 (241 amino acids)
Cellular component (GO): membrane
Source: RefSeq, a predicted model, not a curated record